GGAACAUCACUGUCUUUCGCUUUUGUGGAUCCAUGCUGCCGGGGUUUGAUUAUGGCUCGGGUUUCUUUUCUUUUUUUUUCUUUUUCUCCUAUUCUCAAGCUCGUACUGGCCUAGCGGGCCCACACCAUGACUGCAUUUUGGAGCUCAACCUAUAGCCAGGGAGUGCGUUCUAACAGAUGCUCGUAUAGAUACGAAGAUGGGGAAGUUCGGAGGUAUGGAGCGGGCGAAUCCUACCGACCGUACAACAGAGAUCGGUCGCCUCGGGCCACUCGCAGUCCCCUGAGAGACCGAGGUCGUACUCCGCCCGGCGCCAGCGACAGUUAUGUUCCAAGUAGAUCCCCACGCCGCCGUUCGCGUAGUGGUGACCGGCUGGGUGAUCGUAUAGGAGAACGUGGAGGAGAUCGUGUGGGAGACCGUUUGGUCGAUCGUAUCGGAGAUCGUGUAGGCGAUCGCCUGGCUGAUCGCGUUGGGGACCGGCUGGGAGAUCGUCUCGGAGACCGUCUAGGAGACCGUCUAGGAGACCGCAUUCGUGACCGCAUGGGGGACCGUGUCAGCGAUCGUAUGGGAGACCGUAUGCCAGACCGUUUGGGAGAUCGCAUGGGAGAUCGCAUGGGAGAUCGCCCAGGCGGAAUGGGUGACCGGUACAGGCGCCCGCGAGAUAGGUCCAGGGAACCGGAGAACACUUGGAGAAGACAAGAUCGUAGCAGGAGCCGCCCUCGCAGCCCUCCUCCUCGCAGCCCUUCACCACCAAGACGGAGUCCCCCUCCUAGGAGAAGCCCUCCGCCCAGAUUUGCCUCUCCCCGUCGCGAUGAGCGACCUGAGAGGGCUCGAUCACCUCCUCGGCGGGAUUUCGAAAUACGGAGAAGAUCCAGGUCACCAUUUGACAACAGAGACAGACUUCGCCGGAAUCGCUCACCACUGAGAAGGACACCACCUGUUGGACCGCGAGGAGGAUCUUAUCGUCCUCGGUUCCGAUCUCCCGAACGCCGUGUCCGUGACCAGGACGAUCGUUAUCCAGGCCCUGCCUAUCGACGCCCGGCUUCACCCCCGCCGCCCAGAGAUUCAGUUAACUCAUCUGCCAUUGCGUCUCGCUCUGCGUCAGGCAAAUCUUCGCCGCGUCCGGGCUCUCGCCAAAGAAGAGCUGACCGAUCAAGACCUCAAUCACCGGCACCGGCACCGGCACCGGCACCGGCGUCGGUACAGGCACAGACAGAGGCACCUACACCUGCACCGCGAUCCCCUCCACAACCGGCCGCGCCUACUCCUAUUCCUGUGCGUGAGACACCCAAGCAAGAGCAACGGCAACCGGCACCAGAACCAGCUCCCACUCCCACUCCCGUUAAGUCGCCCCCUAGAGGCCCAGCGGCUUUGAGAGCACCACCCACCGGUCCUGCGGCAACCAGGAACCUGGCACCGCCUGCAGCGCCAUCAGCAAGCCCUGCAACUCGUCAUCCUCCUCAGACUCCCAGCGGUCCGUCCCGACCCGACACCUCCAGUCCGCCCGUACCACCCUCGGGACCCCGUGGCUACGUGCCUCCCCCUCGAGGAGGCGGUUUCGUGCCCCGCGGAGGACGUGGAGGAAACAGCUGGUCAGGCAUCUCCCGUCACAAUGCUGCCGCCAACAGCAACACCAACGGUCCCGCCGCAUCGGUCUCGCCCUCCUCCGGCCCGCCCACCGGUCCCAGCAACGCCAACAACAUCCCCACCGGCCCUCGCGCGUCCGCAGCUGCUACAUCAUCCGCCUCCGCCUCCGCAGCCGCAGGAGGCGUCGCCUCCACCUCCUCCCCCUCUCCCUCCCUCAGCAGCUCCGCAAAGCCCUUCAACCCACCCACUGGCCCAGCCGCCCACGCCCACUCCCAUGGCCACCACGGUCCGCGUGGCCAUCAGCAGUCCCUCACCCUCGCGCAAUCCCUCAUGUCCAGCAUGCCCCCGCUCAUCCCCGGCGUCGGCAAGCUGGACCCGUCGACCGGCUCGGCCAUGUUGACGGGCGUCACCAAGGACCUGGACCCGCACCACCGCAAGCUGAUGGAGGAUGAAGAGAGAAUUAGGGAGGAGUUGAAUGCGAAGAAGGAGAAGCUGAGGAGGAGCUUGAGGAUGUGGAGCAAGAUGGAGAGGGAGAGUAAGGCGUUUGAGUUGAAGAGCGAUUUGAGUGAGAGAAGUCUGAAGAAUUUGGCGGGGGAGGGGUUGGGGGGUGCUGCUUUUUAGUAGUAUCGGACUGGGUUGUUCGUUUGUCAUGAUUCUCUGGCUUGUCGCUCAGUACGGGUCGGUCGCUGAGUUGUACGGUUUGAUCUGCUCUUCUGGUUCAUUCUGAAAAUCUAUGGUAUGGGAGCAUACAAAUAGACGGUUCAUUUGGUUUGGUGGUACUAGACUAGUACGGCAAAUGCAUGGAUGGGUUUCGACAAUGGUUUCAGGAGGUCUGGUUCACCAACAU
This is a messenger RNA of Neurospora tetraspora, 2431 nucleotides long. RefSeq lists its product as uncharacterized. The record is from RefSeq and is a predicted model, not a curated record. The coding region runs from base 127 to 2205 and encodes 692 amino acids. The transcript has a single exon. NCBI's taxonomy places the organism in Eukaryota, Fungi, Ascomycota, Sordariomycetes, Sordariales, Sordariaceae.